Molecule: messenger RNA, 1152 nt
Organism: Brassica napus (rape)
Lineage: Eukaryota; Viridiplantae; Streptophyta; Magnoliopsida; Brassicales; Brassicaceae
Exons: 6
Coding region: 368-910 (180 amino acids)
Biological process (GO): regulation of transcription by RNA polymerase II; DNA repair; regulation of cyclin-dependent protein serine/threonine kinase activity
Cellular component (GO): transcription factor TFIIH holo complex
Source: RefSeq, a predicted model, not a curated record
GGUGCUUCUUGCGUUGCAUCUUGCGUUUUCCUCCGGAACUUGGAGAAUCAGUUGAUCGGUAACUGAGUUUUACGCCUGAAGUUGCUCCAAAACCGUCAUGUAAUGAAAUAUCCCGUUUCUCAUCUCUGAAACACUGUUGUGUUGGAAGCAGUAACUUCAAAGGUGAAGACUUUUGAUCUGCUUUGGUGUGCUUGCUCUCUUUUAACGGAUUGAGAUCUACGACGUUGUGUAAUUGAAGUUUCUAACUAUUAGCUCGCUCGCUCAGAUUCCUCCCCAGAUUGUAACUUUAUGUUGGGAGUUGCAGCUUUUAGUUGUAAACUCAUGUUUGAACUUUGUAGCUAGAGAGACGAGACAAGAAGCAGAAGUCAUGGUGUUGGUGUCUAAUUCUAGCCAUCAAAACAAGGAAAUUCAUAUCAGAAGGAGAAUCUCUGAGAUAUACAAUAAAAGGGAAGAGGAUUUUCCAUCACUUAAGGACUACAAUGACUACUUGGAAGAAGUGGAGUUAUUCGAUCUGGUAGAUGGAAUCAAUGUUGAGGCCAUUGAAGAGAAGAUAAAGAAGUACUCUCAAGAGAAUGCUGAACAGAUUAUGAUCAACCGAGCCCGCAAGGCUGAAGAUUUGACUGCAGCCUUGGCGGCUUGCAAGGCCCAACAACCACAAACUGAUGUUGACACGUCUACAAACAAUGGGAGUACGUCUGGAACUGCAUACAGUCAGGCUGCAAGACCAACGGGAAUGGGUCCACAACCUGUACCUAUAGGAGGAGGAGGAGGAGAUCAUCAGCGUUACUCAAUGGAAGACGAAGCUAUGAUGAGGCUCAAAGCUGAGAGAGCUACACGGGCUGGAGGAUUUUCUUUAGAGAUAAGCAAGAAGAGGGCUUUGGAAGAAGCAUUUGCAAGCAUUUGGGUUUGAUUCCUCGAGAUAGAGAGACUUUACUUUUAUCUUCAUUACAGUGACAAGGAGGUCGUAACUGGCUGUUUAGCUAUUAUGAUUAUGGAAGUAACUAGACUCUCCAUUAUUGUCACAGUUUCUCGUGUGGUGUUUGUUUUCUUUUUGUAUAGUUUGUCAAACUCGGCUACAGCCAAUCAACAUAUAACUGAAGUUUUGAACCAUGGCUCAAUAAUGAAGCCGGUUUGAUCUCCGGUUUACUAAAA